UAUAUUACCUAGCUGCGUCCCGCAGUCUUCCUGGCGGCGUAACCGGAUAUAGGUCUCACUAACCUUCCGAAGCUUCUCGUCCGAAUCCACCGGCGCUAUUAUCAGAUACUUCUUUCUACACUACGUUUACAACCCACUUGCCGUGUCCAUGCCCGUGGCUAUUCGACGUAAGCAUCGUAUUUACUAACUUUUAAAAAGAGGUUAUAUAAAAUGCCUCCGGUUUACUCCCGUUUGUUCCAACCAAUGUGGGCGCGUGUAUUACGACAGACGACACCAAACUUAGAGAGAGCAGCAUGGAAGCGCACUUUCGUCUCCGGGUCGCAACAGACUGUCCCAUCUGCGAUACGACAACCGACUAUAUUUAGUUUUCUAUCCAAAUCUUCCAAAUCUUCCAAAUCACCGUUACGCUCGACCCGGCGAUCAUUUCACCGAACUUCCCGCUUACGAGACGCAAAACCUUCCCCGAAAGAUGCUCCAGCUCAAGAACCGCAGGGGAUCACAGCAAGGCUAAAGAAGCUAUCGAGAGAAUAUGGAUGGGCCGCCUUGGGAGUUUAUCUAGGCUUAACUGUUCUAGAUUUUCCGUUCUGCUUCCUACUAGUGCGGUCGGUAGGGACGGAUAGAAUAGGCGCAAUCGAACACUGGGUCGUAUCAAAUGCCUCCAAAUUAAUACCACAAUCCGUCCGGACCAGGUGGCGUGAAUACCGCGAAGCCCUCAAAGAAGCCGAAAAGGAAAACCUCGAGGACACCGAGAUCAGCGAAGAUGCCGAAAUGGCUGGCUGGGGUGUAGAGGAGGCUGAGAAAAGGCACAAGGCCGAAGCCAGCCUCGGGACCCAGUUAGCUCUUGCUUAUGCUGUGCAUAAAAGCUUCAUAUUCCUUCGAGUUCCCUUAACCGCUGCGAUAACGCCCAAGGUAGUUAAGGUCCUUAGGUCAUGGGGCUGGAAAAUCGGAAAGCGACCAAGCAAGCGGUGACCGGAGUUUAUUCUCCAGUAAACGAGAGCUUUAUUAGUCACAGCAGUCUCUUCAUGAGUUAUGAUGUGUUCUUACAUGGUUUAAUACCUGAACGGAUGACUUGUAAAAUAGGCGUGAGGCGGUGUACGAUCGAUAAAAGACCAUUAGACUCACUCCACAUAGAAGAUAAACGUCGAAAACAAAAUUACCUAAUUCAAGGAUGCACUCUGUAUAAUUUACACGAAGAAUGAGUUAACGAACGA
Molecule: messenger RNA, 1211 nt
Organism: Daldinia loculata
Lineage: Eukaryota; Fungi; Ascomycota; Sordariomycetes; Xylariales; Hypoxylaceae
Exons: 3
Coding region: 211-969 (252 amino acids)
Cellular component (GO): mitochondrion
Source: RefSeq, a predicted model, not a curated record